AUGGUAUCGCGCAAGCGUACCAGACAGGAAACGGAAAACCGCUCUGCAUCUGUCGCUGAUUCUAGCGUCCAGGAAGAACAUGGCGGGCUCCUCCAUCGGCUGCGCAAUUCAUGGGAAUUUGCGAAUCUAGUUCAAUAUAUAUACAUGUUCGGCAAGGCCAUGAAAAUAAAUGAUGAUUUUGACAUUGAGGAUUUGGAAACGGAAUGCUUAAAACCAGAGUCUUCCGAAACAUUACUUGAGAUUGGCCUGUGCCUUUUAAAAUUUAUUUCCUCGCAUCGUGGCUUAAACCGAGAUAAUUUUGAAGAGUAUACCCGUCGACAGUACAGCGCAAAGGCCCCCAGCCGAAACCCUUUUGGUGAUGGAGAAGACCCAGUGAAAUUCCACGAGUUUGAUCUUUUCGAAAAACUACGCGUAUUGCAGCAACUGGCGGCAUGGACUCUAUGGAACCCUGAAAAGUUCCGUGAAAGAAUGCCAGAACAAAAGGAAACAGACCAGACACAAUGGCGUGUUGAAGAACUGGGGUAUGAUCGCGAUGAGCGCCUCUACUACUUGCUUGAUGAUAACAGAUUAUACCGCCGGACCGACCCUCCUAUUCCACCUCCAGUGCCAAGUAAGCCCAAAGCAACAUCCAAAAAAGGCCGAGCUGCUGCUAGAGCAGCAAAACGUAGAAAGCUCGCCGAAGCUGAGACGAAGGAUGAGGAUCGGGAGCAGGCAAACGGUGGCGCCAACGACCCGCCAAUAGCGCACAAAUGGGAAUGCAUAGCCAUUACGCUGGUUGAAUAUAGAUCUUUCGUUGAGAGACUACGAAAGUCUAAGGAUCCAGACGAACAAAUUCUCCGUGACCGUCUUGUCGAUCAAGUCAUACCUACUAUAGAGAAGGCAGAGGAAGCGCAGCAGAAAAAGAUACAACGCAAAGAAAAAGAAUUGGUCAAUCUGCAGAAACUUGCAACAGCAAAAAGGUCAAGUAGAAUUGCAAGCAGACAAGAGAAGGAACGCCAAGAAACAUUUGCUGCUGAAGAAGCUAAGAAGCGAGAAGCCGAGCGUAUCUCCACCAAAAAGCAGCAGCAAUUACAGGAAAAGAUUGAAAAGGACCGGCUCUACAGACUGAUGACGCGAGAACAGCGACUCAAGGAUCGGGAGGAGAAGAGACGGCAACAUGAACAACACCUUGCGGACAUGGAAGAGCAGGCCAAGAAGUUAGAGACUGGGGAGGCAAGAAUAUCCGAGAGACAGCUUAAAGCAAUGAUGGAGAAAGGCAAGCAAGACCUAGAGGCUCUUCAAGCAGAAGAACCAUGGGUGUUUGACUGCUCAGUUUGUGGGGUCCAUGGUGAAAACCUGGAUGAUGGGUCUCACAGCGUUGCUUGUGAAAAGUGCAAUGUUUGGCAACAUAGUCAAUGUCUCAAGAUCCCCAAAGAGGAGGCGGAAAGGGACGAUUUCCACUUUAUUUGUGCCGAUUGCAAGCAACGCAUUGAAGACGCCAAGCGUCCAAAAAUCCCCCCUUUAAAAUUUCGCAUCCCAACCUCAUUGUCGCCUCAUUCUGCUGGGCCAUCCCAUGUCAAUGGAGAGAAAGCGAAGCAGCAAGGUAGUGAAAUACCCCCAGCGCCCGUUAAUAUUCCACCGCCGUUUCCCGCCGCUUCAAUUCCGCCCAUGCAAGUAUCAGAAUCGCAACCGAAACCCGGUUCUGGAGUUUCUCCUACCAUGAGAGAUGCCCCAGGCUCAUACCAUCAGUAUCGCCCUACAGCCCACCCAGUUGCGAAUGGCUUUCAACCAGCACGCCCUCUAUCGCAAAACGGCACUUUUUAUCCAACGCGCCAGCCACAGCAACUCACUCCUAUGGCUAUCCAACAGCCCUCGUCAACAAUAUUUCCACAACGACCUGCUGGAGGACAUCCGGAGACACAACUGAAAUUCAUCCAACACCUACCACCCACAACUGGACCUCUCUCAAACAACUCUUCAUUCAAUUCCCAUCGUCAAUCACCCUCUUAUUCGGCUCAAACCUAUCCUUCUCCUAUUCAGAAUCGCCCUUCAAUGUCUCCAACUCAAGGGAAUCGUGACGUAGGGCCAUUGGCCGGCUUUCCUCCCCAGCCAACUCCCUCAAACAACGCCAUACCCAGCACCCCUUUCAAUUAUAAUCGACCACAUACCGGCACCUCGCCUUAUCUUAACCAAACGCCUUCUGCGUCCUUUUCUGCAACGCCGCAUGCCUCAUUUUCUCACACCCCUCCCCCAAACUACGCUCAACCAGUUGCAACAUCUGGCCUUAGUCCUAGAAAGCACUCGCCUCCACGUGCUCCACCUUCAUUUUCGCCAAACAUUGGCAGUACUUCUGUCCUUCCACCUGUACAGAAAUUACACCCAAGCCCUAAAUUGAUGGGUCGACGGUCUCCGGAUGCUCCUGUUCCCGGCCCGGUGAAGAGCAUGACUCCAGAUCAGGAGGAUCGACGGCGAAGGGAGAGGGAGUUUUCAAUGCAGAACACUCAGUAG
This is a messenger RNA of Ophidiomyces ophidiicola, 2487 nucleotides long. RefSeq lists its product as uncharacterized. Gene Ontology annotation, biological process: regulation of DNA-templated transcription. The transcript is spliced from 4 exons. Gene Ontology annotation, cellular component: RSF complex. The coding region runs from base 1 to 2487 and encodes 828 amino acids. The record is from RefSeq and is a predicted model, not a curated record. Lineage: Eukaryota; Fungi; Ascomycota; Eurotiomycetes; Onygenales; Onygenaceae.